Messenger RNA from Porites evermanni, 1548 nucleotides. The record is from the annotation of a GenBank genome assembly. Lineage: Eukaryota; Metazoa; Cnidaria; Anthozoa; Scleractinia; Poritidae.
AUGGCUGAACUAGCCUUAGUCCGAAUAUCUUUGAAACUAGUAUGGGGAUUAAUUGCAAAUAGAGCGAUUGCACGCUUGGAAACAGGGGACCCAACGGACGAAAAAUUUCGGCAACUUCUGUUGUCAGAAUUCCGAAAACUUCACGAGGAACUUGAUGCCUUAAGACGCAAAGAAUUGGUGGCCGCGACGGCUUUUAUGGAGAAUGCCUACGAAAUUCUUAACGACGAUCCAGAGGAAGCAAAGAAAGAGUUCAACAAAGCAAGAGAUGCGGCUCAGGUCGCUUUGGGUGUAGUGAAGGAGUUGCAAGAUAAAGUUCUAGCCACCAAAAUAAUGAUUGCAUCGGCUAUACACGAAUUUGUAGACAAGCCCGAAGUAGCUGCAUCCUUGUGCAUGAAGUACGUAUCUAGACUCAAUUCCCUUCCGUCUGUGGUAAAUGCUUCGAGUAUUCAAAUCGGGCAAAAGAUGGGUCCAAAAUGGCGCUGGGGAAGCAACAAUGUUACUAGGCAAGACGUGUUAGGUAAGGUCUCUGAAAUUAAUCGUUGUGUAAGGUACUUUGUCAUAGACCAAACCAGCAGUAGUAAAUAUCUAGAAAGCAACUCCUCACACAUUGCUGUGGAUGGAAGGAUGGUGGAGCCUCUGACAGAAUUUAUCCUUCUACGAAAAUGUGUUGAGCUAGCAACACUACAAGAGGGGUCUGGUACCCCUAUUGCCAUGGUAGCAAUGGAAAACAAGAUCUUCUUAGCUCAGAGCCAGGUAGCAUCACAACAAAGUGACCCCUUCCUUGGAAAUGCUAUCAAGUGCCUGGAUCUUGAAGCCAUGGAAGUUUCUGAUCUUGUCGGUCACACAGGCACUGUCUUGUGCAUGAUUGGUGUUGGUAGCAAUGUGGUUUCAGGUUCAUUUGAUAAGAAAAUCCUCAUCUGGGAUGCAAAUUCUGAGAAGUGUGUACACAUUCUGUCAGGACAUGAAGGAUCAGUCAGGUGCUUAGCAGAUAACGAUGCUCACAUCUUCUCUGCCUCUACUGACAGCACUAUCAAAGUGUGGGACAGGGUAACAUUUGAGCUGCAGUGCACCCUGGAUGGACACCAAGCACCCAUUUCUGCAUUAGCUGUUUCCAACAGGCAUCUAUUCUCCUGCGAAGUUAAUGGACCUAUCAAGUACUGGGAUCUGAACAAAUGGACUUGCUUGCAUGAUGUUAAAUCCCCUGGGAAUGUUGACAAAAUGUACAUCAUCAACAGCUCUCUGCUCAUUUCCUAUGAACAGAAAAUUUCUGUUGUCAACUUGGGGAACCUUAAAGAAGUCACUGUUGUCAAAGAAGCUGCUGAAAUGUCUCGUGUGAUUGGCAGAACCCUAUGUACUGCAUCAGAUGGUACUUUACACUCCCUGGAUGUAUCAAAUAUGAAGUCUAUUGCAUCCAAGGUCUUAAAGGUUGAUGACAUUCCACAUUGUGUUAAGUGUUUGUAUUACGAAGAGAUGAGUGGCUAUUUGUUUAUCAUUUGUCAGUUUUCUACACAAAAUGGGGGAGAAAGAAGUGUUUUGUUUAGAAUGUAG